This is a messenger RNA of Bombyx mori (domestic silkworm), 1515 nucleotides long. RefSeq names its product organic solute transporter alpha-like protein. The record is from RefSeq and is a predicted model, not a curated record. NCBI's taxonomy places the organism in Eukaryota, Metazoa, Arthropoda, Insecta, Lepidoptera, Bombycidae. The transcript is spliced from 7 exons. Bases 181 to 1263 code for a protein of 360 amino acids. Gene Ontology annotation, molecular function: transporter activity. Gene Ontology annotation, cellular component: membrane. Gene Ontology annotation, biological process: transport.
UCGAAAGAAAGUGAACGCUGCGCUGGUCUCAGGAGGGCACGAAGCGACCAAGUUGUGGUCGCCACUCCGCCAGUUCAUAUUCAUCGGGACAAGACAACGCGCGCUCGUCUUGCCGUUAUAAACACACCAACUACUUGCGUUAUAAUAAUAUAAUGAAUCGUGUUUAAUAAAUAAAUUAAAAUGGAUUUGUUACGCGAAGUUAGUGGUCUUAAUAAAGUAGUGGUUGCACGUCACAUAAGUGCCGAUAAGACUUUUCCAGUGGCUCAUAAUGCUAUAAACAGAACAGCCCUCUGCUAUAGCUACAGCCAUCAGCCUGAUUUUGAAUCUUAUUUUAUAGCACUGAGCCCAUACAUCUGGGUGUUAUGGAUAUGUGGACUGGCGGUGUUGAUGGCCACAUGCAUUUUGUUUGUUGUAACAAUACGUGCAGCGUGGCAGCACUGGAGACAGAGUUCAACAAACGUCACUGUGGUUUUGGCUGUCUACCCCAUUGUGGCAUCGUCGGCAUUCUUAGCUAUAGUCCUCCCUAGGUGCCGGAUUUUGGCCGAAGCUAUAGCUCAAGAGGCCGUGAUGAUAGCCAUGUGCCACCUCUACAGCAUGAUAAUCACGGAAUGUGGAGGGCCCGACCAGCUUAUCAGGCGAAGCUCUGAUGCCAGACUCGAGACCAGAGUUUUGCCGUGUUGUUGCUGGCCUUGCUGUCUGAUACCAAGACCUAAACUUCAAAAACGAAGCCUGGUAUUCAUGAAAUGCCUGGUUAUGCAAAUGCCUGUUAUUCAAGCCCUCAUUUAUGUCGUAUUACUCGCUCUAUUGGCCGAAGAUAUGAUGAUAUACCACGAAAGCUCCAUAUACUUUCAACCAUUUAUCGCUGCGUCUAUUCUGACCGGCGUGUGGGGAGUGAUAAUGUGCGUCCGCAUGGCGGAAACGGCAGGCCAUAGAGUCAGGCCCAGGUUUUUGGCAAUCCAGCUGGCACUCAUAAUCGUGAAAGUGCAAAGUGGCUUUGCGAAGUUCUUACCAGAACUUAUUGAGAUUCCAUGCGUGUCAAGCAUAAAUCCUUCGGUGUUUAUCAACAUGAUACAAAACGGCGUCAUGUUGCUUGAGAUGCUGUUAUUAUCUAUCUGGGCUUGGCGACUGUACCGGGUCGCGCCCGGCAAGAACUUGGACAGACCACAAGUUGUUGUCGCAGUAUUGGACGAUAGUAUUAAACCUGUCGAUCCUAAGACUAUGAUUGGCCUGGAGAACAAGUCAUUCAACGAACGAUACAAAUAAACAAGAUUUCACUACAAACUGUGAAAUCAUCACCAAUCUGUAUUCAGCUUUAAUUUAACGUAAAUUAUUUACACUUUAUAAUAUGAUCUUACCGAGGCUAAAUUCAACAAAUCUGUAUCUACUUAAGAUAUAGUUGGGGCUGGAGACAAAUCUGUAAUACUUAAUUAAGAAUAGAUUACGUAAAUGUCGUUUAUAUACUUUAAGACAUCGAAAUAAACGAUUCUUGUAAAUAAAUACUUAUAAAAAUAGAAA